AGCAGGCUGGGAGUGGUUGGGUGUAUAAAAGACAACUCUUCUUCCUUCUUUCUGCAUUCGACUGCUCUCUCCCCUCUUCCUCACACCCAAGACUCUACCUGCACAGGAUGUCGUGGCAAGGUUAUAUUGAUAACUUGAAGACGCCCGACCAGAGCGGGACGUGCCCGGUGUCAGAGGCAGCCAUCUGUGGAAUCACAGCUGGGCAGGAGAGCGUUUGGGCCAGCUCACCCGGCAUCCAAGUCACGGUCGAUGAGAUCAAGAAGCUGGGUGCUAAUGACCGGUCGAGCUUCGCUCAGAAUGGCGUUCACAUCGGUGGAGUAAGGUGCCGGCUGAUCCGAGACCAGAUGGACGUUGACCCAGUCUUUGCGCUGGACCUGAAGACCUCAGCAGACGCCGAAGGAAACACAUUCAGCGUAUGUGUCGGAAAGGCAAAAACAGCGAUAGUCAUAGCCAAGGGCACGAAAGACGCCUCUGGUGGUCAGCUAUCCAGCAAGGUGUUCAAAAUCGUUGAGUACCUGAGAAAGGCUGGUUAUUAGGACAAGACAGUCACCUUCACCACAUGAGAUGGAUGCCACCUCCCGCCUCCCUUCCCCUACCCUCCUCCCUGUGUUUCUACAUCUGAGCUUCUUUAGUUUUUUUUUUUUUUUUAAGUCAUUUUCAAUCUUCAGGUGUGUUUCCUGCUGUAGAGAUGAAUCAGUGUUUUCAUUGGUCUAAGUUACCGUGUGGUAGCUUUUAACCUGAGAGUACACCUCAUGUUUAACGCAGGAACAUAGUGUUACCAUUAUUUUUCUACAGUGGCGAUUGACCAGCGUCCAAUCAGAGCUCUGUGAAAACUGAUUGCACACUUGAAUGAAAUAAAAACAAACAUGGUUAUACUUA
Maylandia zebra (zebra mbuna) is the source of this 879-nucleotide messenger RNA. RefSeq names its product profilin 1 (gene pfn1). Gene Ontology annotation, molecular function: actin binding. Gene Ontology annotation, cellular component: cytoplasm. Gene Ontology annotation, biological process: regulation of actin filament polymerization; actin cytoskeleton organization; positive regulation of actin filament bundle assembly. The record is from RefSeq and is a predicted model, not a curated record. Lineage: Eukaryota; Metazoa; Chordata; Actinopteri; Cichliformes; Cichlidae.